UGAUAUCCGGUUCAGUUCGAAUAUCAUCAGUCAUCGCUCCUCGUUGAGAACACCUGGACUGUCUGCACAACGGCGAACGGUGCAUUUCUCUCUGGUUCAGGGGGCAUCGCACCGCACCGCAUCGCAUCGCAUCUAAUCUUAGUGUAUGCAAAAGAUAUAUCUUAAGCCUUCUUGGCCUAAAUUACACUCGCUUGUACACACAAUUCGGGAGGAGAUUUUGUUGUGGUCGGUCUAGGGUUUCGUUUUUGGCGAAUCAGCUGCCGACCACUUUCCUGAUAAACCCUAGGUCGAUAUAAGUCCGAUAUACAGAGGCGAUGGACACCCCUGGUUCGAAUCAAUUGGAUAUCUUGGAAAUUUAUAGUCGUUACUGCGGCAUUACAUCAUCUAGGUAUGCUUAUGGAGAGGAGGGCUACAGCCCAGAUGGUGGUGAAUUGCAGAAAGGCACCAGAGAGGCGUUGAACCAACUCCUGAAAUUGAUGGAGUCGAGGAUGCACGCAAGGACGUUGAUUUUCGAUGAAAUAUUGAAGCUCAUGUCAAGGCUAGACCUGAUGGUAGACUUUUCAGAGUUUGCACGCUUCUAUGAUUUUGUGUUUUUCAUUUGCCGUGAAAAUGGUCAAAAGAACAUAACUGUAAGCAGGGCAGUGGCUAGUUGGAGACUAAUAUUAGCAGGGAGGUUUAGAUUGUUGACACAAUGGUGUGACUUUGUGGAGAAAAAUCAGCGGCAUAACAUCUCCGAAGACACGUGGAGGCAAGUUUUAGCAUUCAGCCGAUGUGUACAUGAAAACCUGGAAGGAUACGAUCCUGAAGGGGCUUGGCCUGUUCUUAUUGAUGACUUUGUUGAGCACAUGUAUAGGACCAUGGGAUCCAACGAUAAUUCUAACGUAUACUGCAACUGUGGUGAUUCAGAUGCCCAGCCAUUUGAAGAUCCUCUCCCUGGAUUGAAAUUUUUUCCAGGUCUGAAGAGGAAGUUGUGUGAGGACUUGCAGAUAAAUGAAGUGGAAUCUGCAUAUAAAUUUGGUGGCUCAAAUGUCCUACAGACUCCUAAGAGAAGGCAUAUGUUUGUAGUCAAACCGGGGAACUGGAGGCAGAACCCACCGGGCAAUGCAUCAGAUGACCACAUGGAGAUUGUGAAACACAAUGGUCGGUUAGGUUGCUCGAAAUCUCCGUGUGCUGUCGAAGGUUGUCUGUCCAGGGGCUUUGCGGGGCUAUUGUCAGGUGGUUCUUUUUUGCGGUGCGAUAGGGAAAGGAGUGCGUCCUAUACAUAGAUCAUCUGCCAAAAUAACAAGCAUAGAGAAUACCUGCCAUGAGCCCCCGUUGUUUACUUUGCUUGUGCUUCUAAUUUGUUUUUUUCUUGUAUGUGGGAUGUCUUAUUUAUGGAUUCAUGCUUUCUCACCUCCUCCUCUUUUUUUUUUUUU
Diospyros lotus (date-plum) is the source of this 1415-nucleotide messenger RNA. RefSeq names its product defective in cullin neddylation protein AAR3. Lineage: Eukaryota; Viridiplantae; Streptophyta; Magnoliopsida; Ericales; Ebenaceae. Gene Ontology annotation, molecular function: ubiquitin conjugating enzyme binding; cullin family protein binding; ubiquitin-like protein binding. The record is from RefSeq and is a predicted model, not a curated record. Gene Ontology annotation, cellular component: ubiquitin ligase complex. The transcript is spliced from 9 exons. The coding region runs from base 315 to 1265 and encodes 316 amino acids. Gene Ontology annotation, biological process: positive regulation of ubiquitin-protein transferase activity; protein neddylation.